AUGAGAGAAGAUAGAGCUGAUUUGGACCAAGGAUUGGGAUGGAUCACGUUCUUGGCUAAGGGAGAGAAGAGAAUGGUGACCUUUAGGCAGUUGGAGAUCUUGUUUGGGUUCAACUAUGGAGAAGGGACAAGUGGAACUUCAAGGAAAGGAACUCCAAAGGUUUGGGCUACAAUCGCUGAUGGAGUGUACUCUUCCUCAAGGUCUAAGGCGCUCAAAUCAGGAGCCCAGUGCUUGAGAUAUGUGCACAAGGCACUUGCCAACACCUUCUUUGCAAGGAAGGCAACCGGGACAUCAAUGAGGGGGAACUCAAGCUUCUUGACAUGGGAAUCAAGCCCAUUCUCUCACGCACAAGCGAUGGCAAGAGGAUCAGGGGAGAUAGAUCCACACAGGAACUUGAUGCCUUCCUUGAUCACCUCCUCACCUACAAGACCACGCCUACAACACUCACAUCAACGAGAAGGCUAA
This is a messenger RNA of Microthlaspi erraticum, 465 nucleotides long. NCBI's taxonomy places the organism in Eukaryota, Viridiplantae, Streptophyta, Magnoliopsida, Brassicales, Brassicaceae. The record is from the annotation of a GenBank genome assembly.